Molecule: messenger RNA, 429 nt
Organism: Gryllus bimaculatus (two-spotted cricket)
Lineage: Eukaryota; Metazoa; Arthropoda; Insecta; Orthoptera; Gryllidae
Source: the annotation of a GenBank genome assembly
AUAAAGGCUGGACGGGCACUGCCCCUUGCACUGUCGAGUUGAACUCUCAGCACAACACACACACAUCAUGUACAAGCUGGUCGUCCUGCUGUGCGCCGUGGCCGCCGCCACCGCCACCCCCGGCCUUGUGGGCGCGCCCGUCGUGGCCGGCCCCGCCCUCGCCGCUCCUGGCCUGAUCGGCGCUCCCGGCCUGAUCGGCGCUCCCGGCCUCCUGGCCCCCCGUGCCAUCGCCGCUCCUGGUCUGAUCGGUGCUCCCGGCCUGAUCGGCGCUCCCGGCCUUCUGGCUCCUCGCGCCAUCGCCGCCCCCGGCCUGAUCGGCGCUCCUGGUCUGAUCGGCGCUCCCGGCCUGAUCGGCGCCGGUGUCGUCGGUGCUCCUCUGGGUGUCCGCGCCAUUCACGGUUAAUUCACCCAAGACCCUCUUAAUUUAUC